AUGGCCGCCGCCAAUAUCCUCACAGUCAUCCGCCAAGCGAGCGGAAAGGGCGCCAUUGCGACGGUCACGGUCUCCCGGCCCUCCAAGCUCAACUGCGUCAACUCGCAUUUGCUCGCGCUUUUGACCAAAAAGAUGAACAAUAUCUCAGAGGAGCACGCGGGGCUCCUCGCCGUUAUCUUGACCGGUGAUGGUGACAAGUCCUUUAUCGGCGGGGCCGACAUUAGUGAAAUGGCAGCGUUGAAAUCCCCGGUGGCUGCUCGUGAUUUCAUUACAAAAGUGCACAAGGCCUGUAAAAGCAUUCGGGAUUGCCCGGUACCUGUGAUCGGGCGCAUCAAUGGGUACGCACUCGGAGCUGGCCUCGAGAUUGCAGCGAGUUGUGAUUUUCGAGUCGCUAGCCAGAAUGCGAUUUUUGGGAUGCCCGAGGUCAAUGUUGGUAUACCUAGUGUCGUUGAAGCAGCCCUACUACCGGGCCUGAUCGGGUGGGGACGGACGCGUCGUCUUCUUUUGCUUGGGGACAAUAUAUCCGCCGUCGAAGCUCUGCAGUGGGGUCUUGUCGAAAAGGUGGUCGAGCCGGACCGUCUGGACCACGCGUUGGAAGAGUGGGUUCGACUGCUUGAUAGAAGUGGACCGCAGGCCGUUCGUCGGCAGAAGAAGCUCAUCCGACAGUGGGAACAGCUUGGCUUGGACGAAGGCAUCGCAGCUGGUAUUCCGGCGUUUGAAGGGUCAUUUGAGAAAAACGGCGAGGGCCCGCGCAUGCUGUCUGAGUUUUUCAGGAAAAGACAGAAUGCCAGUACAAGUAAAGGUUGA
This is a messenger RNA of Aspergillus calidoustus, 807 nucleotides long. The record is from the annotation of a GenBank genome assembly. Lineage: Eukaryota; Fungi; Ascomycota; Eurotiomycetes; Eurotiales; Aspergillaceae.